UGUAAAUUUUGCAUAUGAUUAAAUCGAUGGAGUUUGUUAGCGUUUCUGUUCUCUUUUGGAAGAAAAGUUUGUGAUUAAUCGCAGGUUUAUAAAGCAGAGUGAAAUUCAUUAAGCAAGGAUUGGAAUUGGCUCAAAUAAAUAAUGUCUGUCUUUUACAAUCGUUUGUGAAGCAGUUCAACUUUACCUAAUUUUGUUGUGCACGACCGAUAAAUCCGUCGCCAUUUGUGAAUCAGCGGCAUGUUUCGUGUAGGAGAAUCCUGCAUGUGGCCAUUUAGAUAAACGUGUUACGGUCAAUACUGCGCGUCUACAGCGUGAAGAAAUGUUAUGUCUGAAGGGAAGGGGGUCAACCCAGAGCACCAGGCCGGGAAUAUGUCUGGUGUAGCCCCGUCAGCGCUUGCGUCUGCUGUGUUCGAGAGUGCUGUGAAUAAAAACUGUCGUAUUGAAACAAUAGCCAAUAGCACGGUAGUUCCAAGUAUUGUGCCAUCUGCAGGAUUCCAACUCGUAAUGCAAAGUGCCCCUUCUCAGAGUUCACUCGGAGCUACUACACCGGGCUCAAGUCAGAAUUUACCGUUAACCGUAACGGGCAGUGAUAACAAUAAAAUCUCUGUACCGAGUGCACAAUCGAACCCCAUGGUAGAUUCUGGGCCUCCACCAUUAGUUGUAUCCAAGCCUUCAGUAACGGUCUUUAUCAAUCCGGGUACCGUGGUAGCCUCAACGAGUAAAAAUGUACCGCCAAUCAGAAGAACUACGUCUACAAAUGCUGUUACUACGCAAGCUAAUGGAACUCCACGAACCACACGAAGCCGCCCACCAUUACGGUCAGCCAGUGGCGGUUCUAGCCGAGUGCCAGCUGCGAUUCGAACAGUUACUGCAGGAAGACGAGUAGAACAGGCAAAAACAUCAACUCGAACAAAAAAAGACCGUUCUACAAAUUCGAAGAGUUCACAGGCAAAUCAGGUGACAGUCUCAUCUACGCCCACAGCGCCUACACCGAAGAGAAGGCGCAUGACUUCAUUUCAACAUGCAUUUCUUAUGUGUGGAGCAAAGGCGGAACCGGUCACUCCGCAACAGAGCAAAGUUACGUUACUGCAAUCCUCGUAUCCAGCUUCUAAUAGGUUCCGGCCUUUUUCCAAUACAUCUGGUGGGGCAUCGGCCAUUCUUGGUCGGCCUGGCGGUCCUUCUAUAGUACGCGUGAGUUCCAUAGGUGCCAAAAAGAUCGUUCCGCCUGCAGUCCGAGAUUAUUUACCUGCCCGAAGACCGCCGUAUAAACAAACUGCUUCCCGAAUGACACCGGCUGAGCGUGAUAGAUUGCUUACCUCACAGCCCGUAGCAACGCCUCCUAAAAGAUGUUCAAAUAUUGGAACAGGCUUGAGAGGAAGUCUAAGGCCAGGUCUACCGGGUUCCCGUUUGGGUCUUUCCAGUAGGGUCAAACAAGAGUCCCCGUCCACAUCCGCCGAAUCUAGUGAUCAGCCGACAGAAAUGCCUGAUGUGAUCGCACGGAUGAUGCAGAUUCACGCUCCUGUCUCAAACGACGGAAAAUUACCAGUUAGUCGUCCCUCGUUCCUCAACCUUCAAAUGCGUCGAGACUUCGCAACGAUCUCGUCAAACGGUGACGUCGAAGCGCAGGAGGGCUCAGCAGGUCAAAGUACACCGACACUGCUUCCAACUAGCUACACUGUUAGCGUCGAGAAGACCAUAGAAGGCGAAGAAGGAUCGGACCAGAAACGCGGGCAGGUUAAGAUUCGAGUGCCACCUUUACCUCCCGUGCUAAAAUGUGGGGUAUUUGUUGUGAAGCAUCAGGAAAAAACAGGCGUCAAGCUGCAACCGGUUCCAAGUCUUAGAGGCGACGCAGUAGCAUGGCUCGAUCCUCGAGGUCCCUUUCAGAAACAGGAUGGAUCUCGGGGUACUGGACCCUAUCUGAUGUACGCUCGUUCCGAGGAUAAAGAUACAAAUCGAAGGCGUUUUGCCUGCGCCCAUCACGGCUGUAGAGUUACUUUAACAGCUGAUAUGGGCACAAUGCUCGUGUUGCGACGCUGUGGCACCUUUCAUCGGCACGACAAUUCUGAAGCGGAUCUAAAUAAACGAAGAAUACGUGAAAAACUUCGCAAACGCUUGAGACUCUAUGAUGGUACCCGCACAGCGGCUGAAGUUCUUCGAGAGUUUCCUGAACUAUGCGGUCAGGAUAGUGAGGAGCGCCAAAAAGAAAUAAAGAAAGCAGCCAUCAAUAUUCGUAGAUCUCCGGUGGACGGUGAAAAGAUCUCUCGAUGGGGAAAACAACUUUCAGAGGUGCUGAGUACUAUCCGGACGCUUGAGAAUUUGUGUAAUAGUUUAACAACGGGCACCAGCGUGGAAGAGAGCUUCCUGAAAUCGUUGGAGUCUGCUAUUGGCCUCAUUCCAGAGGUGCAGAGAACUUUGCCGCUGGACACUGUCAAACCUCGUAAACCGCGUAAGAAGCGAAAACGAGCAGGUAAGGCAUUCGCUAGAGGCCGUGGCCGUGGGCCAUUAGCGGAAGGUGACAUCGUUCAUGAUGAAGCUGGGGACGAGGAUGUUAAAGAUGAUUUUGCGUCAGAAAGUCCAGAGCCGCUUCAGCGGAGUGAGGAACAGGAUGAAACGAGACCAAUUAUCGACACGGGCAACUCCGUGGCAGCUGUUCGUGAAGAAUCUCAUCGGUGCGGAGAAUGCUCACAGACAUUCUGGGCAUGGGCUAACCUUGUUAGGCAUCUUCGGGUGGCACAUAAACAGCCUCUUGUCGAUUGCAAUUCAGCGAGGUGCGGGGAAUGCGGUGUGGUCAUGCGCGCUCUAGAUUCAGAGGUUGAAAACCAUCUCGACUUUCACGGUUUUCUUGGAAGACUCCGAUUUAAUAGCAUGAAAGAUGUUCAUAUAUGGCGCACACAACAGGAGUGCGAAGGAGGGCGAGUCCUUGUAAAGAUACGCGAAGAGACAAAGGGCCGGAAUCGAACCACGAUGUGGGUUUGCCCUAGACGGCCCGAUGUCGAGUGUCGACUUCUCGAAUGCGAAUUUUGCCCGUUGGCUACAACAGCGGAUCCGUUAGCCUGUUCAGUGUUUAUCAAAGCGAUCGAAGACUUCAACGAUGGUAGCGUUGAUGUUCGCUAUACGUUAAAACACUCAAGUGCCUGUCUUCAAUGGAAUUUGACUGCCACCUGCUUUCUGCAUAGUGUUCGUCGUCACGUGGCCUCGGUUGCCGAAUCAGAAUCCCGUCCAGUUAUCCUUUGCAAAGAUAUCCAUCAAACUAAUGAAGUCCAUCCAUCGUUAUUGCGCGACGACUUCCUGGUUGUCUUUUGUGAUUUACACCAGGUUCGGCUGUUGAGCCGUUUGACGGAGCAGCAUUCAUUGUCCAUCGAGUCACUUUUGGAGGGCAUCAAAUUGACUACGGUAGCGCUGCUUUUAAACCCACAACCCAAGGACUUGAGUGGUGUUUUACAAGGUCACUCAAACAGCGGCACUAACAAUAGCACUCACAUUAGCAGCCAACGGGGCUCUAGCAGUCCGAGUAAACUUACUCUUGUCCACAUCAUCUCGACAGCUGCAGAUGAAUCCAGCCUUCUGGCUGCAUUUUCGGAAUUGCGUCGUUACACCGGCCGAGUUCGUGCUAGAGUUCUGGUGGAUGCAUCUAAAUCUGCCCACUCAAAGUGCUGCUAUUCGUUUGCACGCGAGGCGUGGCGUCGUGCUAUGGGAUUAGGUCAAACCCAGCUGUUAGACCCAGUCUCGCUAGCACUCGUCACAGCCGAGGAUUCUGCCUCGACGUUGACUAUCCACGAUCCCACUACAGCACUAAUUAAUACUCAGACAUCUCUGAAAAGUCACGCAACGUCAACGGAAACCGCACUGACAGUUGCUGACGGUGAUCCUGGUCGACCCGCUCCGACAGAGUCUGAUGGCGACGGAGCGGUGUCGAAGAACAUCGAUCUUUCCGAAGAAGUCGACGCAUGCGCUGCUGCCCUACAACUGGAUCCGCUGCGGAAAGACCUUGACCGAUUACGAGAUGCCGAACUACCGGCUAGUAGUCUUCUUGGGAAGGAAUUGAGGGGACCGGCAUCUGCCGAUGAUAUGCAACGAACAAUGACGGAAGCUUGUGCGCUUUUGGCGGACGUCAGGGCAUCGCAAGCUGUCCACGCACAUACUGGUUCUAAACACCUAGUUGCAAAUGGGAGAUUGGCUUUGGGGAAAAUAAAAGAAGCGAUUCGAUUGCUUGUCGAGCCACCCGUGAGGGAACACGAUAUAUCCGACGGGCAAACGCUAACAGUGCUGAACACAUCUCGAGUCGAAGAACCUCGAAUGACCCCUGCACAGGUUGCGGUGGGGCUUGCCGUCAAUCAAGCAGUGGGUCAAGCUGUCGGACACACGAUGCUAGCGACUACAACGCCCGUGGCUGUAACAGACAAUCCUGUUGCCGUACCAAUUGCCAAUACGAUCGCUCUGACCAAUCCGAUCGGUGUCGCGGGGUCAGCCAACCCGGUUACCAUUGCGAGCCAGGUUGCUGCUGUUGCCAGUCAAGGUACUGUUGAUAAUCAAAUUGCAGUCGCAGGCCAGGUAACUGUAACAGGUCAGACGACCUUGGCUAACUGCCAAGCUUCGAUGUCUGGAGGGGCUGUUACCGUGGCUGCUCAAGGAGUUGUGGCCCCGCAUCCAACGGGAGGCGUUCUAGCGCACUCGACAUUGGUAAGUGGCUAUCCGACCACAUCCGGAACUACUGGCGUUCAGAUGCAGGUUUCUGGAGGGCAAGCGUGGACUACGAACCACCUGGUUCCUAUACACUAUAGUAGUUCUUACGCCCAUGUUACGCACCAGCCUGUGCAGACGCAACAAUCUAGACAAACAUAUCUGCAUCAUUAACUAACCAUCAUUACGCAGAAUCGUCAACAUCAACGCAUGCGUUAUACUUAACGCAGUACAUUGAUAAAUAAUCGAUAAAGGAGAAAAGUAAUGCUUGCAGUGAUACAAUUGUCGUAAAAAUGUCGUUGCACGACGAUUUGGGGCUGCGUAAUGGUGAUAUGAAAAGGAAAUAAUGCUGAUGUCCUUGCGGGAACCAUCAGUCAGGUAUGCCGUUGCAUCAGCAAAACUGCAACCAUAUUAAGAAGAAAAGCCACGCAGUUAUGAUGAAGGCAAUGGAUUACAUAAGUGUGAUUGAUGUUACGUUUAACAACUUAAAUUUAAUUUCUAGUCAUCAAAGUAAUAUGUUGUAAUUUUGCAAUGUAUUUGGCAUAGCCAAAUAAUGUGCAUGAAUCGUGUAUGAGAUUAGUAUUUGUAGGUAGCGUAUAUUUAACCAUUUAUUAGGUUUUAUAUGGAUCAACUAAAGCAGUCACUGUAUAGACAGAAGCUACCUUUCCGAAGCCUCAAGUAGGG
Messenger RNA from Varroa destructor (honeybee mite), 5364 nucleotides. RefSeq lists its product as uncharacterized. NCBI's taxonomy places the organism in Eukaryota, Metazoa, Arthropoda, Arachnida, Mesostigmata, Varroidae. The record is from RefSeq and is a predicted model, not a curated record.